Molecule: messenger RNA, 2285 nt
Organism: Humulus lupulus (European hop)
Lineage: Eukaryota; Viridiplantae; Streptophyta; Magnoliopsida; Rosales; Cannabaceae
Exons: 2
Coding region: 1204-1794 (196 amino acids)
Source: RefSeq, a predicted model, not a curated record
AAUCCCCAAACUUACCCCAGGGAAACUACCAACGGGCCAGGCUCUCUCGUUGUGCAAGAAGCCGCGGGGAUCUGCCCCCGUUGGGCAUUUACCAGGGGCGUCUCCUACUUCACACGCAAUUGGGUCUUCCUUGGCAGCAGGCUCAGAAGGGGUGGCUCAUGUAGAGGGCGUUUCCUCUUCUCCGUCCAAAUUAUCAAGAGCGGCGACUGGAGAUGGAGUGCAGGGUGGCUUACCGUUGGAGGUGAAGUCGCCUGCUGUCUGUGCGAAGCCAUCAGAAGCACUGUCCUCUGCUUCUGAUCUGGCUGAGGGGUCUGCCAUUGGCCAUAAGCGUGGCUCAGAGGGGAGACGCCCUUCCUCUGCCUCUCGUAAAACAAGCUUCUAGAGGAUGCCUUCGGAGAGGGUUUUGAGGCUGCGGAUACCACUCCUCUGCCAGUUGAGGCAAGUAACGCCGCUGUGCCCGAAACUAUCUUUGGGUGUCAGGAAUCAGGGGCUGUCGAAGUGACAGGUGUUGAUACUCUCAGUGCUGACGUUUCCUUAUUACCGCCUACCGCUUCUGAGUCUAGUCCAGGAGAUGUCAUUGCUGUGUCCCCGAAGGGUACUAACACUUUUGAAUCUCCUAGCGCUUUCUUAGAGCAGCUAACGUCUUCUGCCGUGCAUACGCCGGUGUACCUCCCCAGUGAUUUGGGUGAAGAUGAUAGCUUAUUUAUACGCCCUUCGAAGACGUAUUCUUCUGGCGCGGGGACAAUUGCACUGGCGUCUGAUAGCAUUAUGGUAUCGACGUUAGUAGAAGGCGGGAAGCCAGCUGCCCCCGUUGCUUCUGCAGCUGCGCUUGCAGGUGGAGAAGCAAGUGACAGAGCCGGAGUUGUGUCAGAAUAUGGGCCUUUUGCGUCUACGGAAGUUAUGGAUGAAAUGCUACGUAUAAGUAGACCCCAUCUGCCGACAGAAGCGAUUGGAUCCUUGAGCGGGCAAGGUGAUUUGCUGCAACAAGUAUCAGAUCACAUUUGGAUGAUAACUUGGUUCAAAAAUUGGGCCUUUUUUAUAUCUCUUGAUAUGUAUAAGAUGUUAUUUUUAAUGGGUGUAAGUGAUUUUUCACAGAGCUAUGUAUGCGCAUCUGCUGCAAGGCGGGAAUAUGCAGCGGCUAUACAAAAUGGCUCUAAACUGGCGUAGCAGACGGCAAAGUUAGAAGAGGAGCGGGCGGGGAGAAUGAUGGCUGAGGCAAAUCGGGACGUGCUCGUGGAAGCCAUCAAGAGGUUAGAAGCAGAGUUGGCAGAGGCAAAAAAGAGGGUGACUACCACAGAGGAGAAGCUGGUUAGUACUGUCGGGCUCGAAGUAGAGCGAGACAAACUGAAGGCUGACUUGGUGGAUAUGACCAAUAAAUGGAUGGAAAAAAGUCAAUUCUGCGUUCAGCAUGAAGCCCGCAUGGAGAAGCUUAGCAUUAUGAUGAAUGACCUUGAAGAAGAUAUUGUGUUGUUGCAAGCUGAUAAGGAGAUCUUAGACAAAGAGAAGACAAAGUUGGAGCGAAGGGCAAACAUUCUUGAGGCCAGCGCAGCGGGCGCCAAGAAGCAGAAGUUGGAGGCUGAGCUUCUUUUUGGGAAGAAGUUGAAGGAAGCAGAAGAGGCGGUAACCGAAACCAAGAAGCAGUUGGAGGAGAUGGCAGAGAGGGCAGCAGAGGCGGCGAUUGAAGCCACUAGGCAACGCAUUCAAGAUCGGGAGAUUACCGAACGCAGACUUGUGAGGGUGGCUGAGGUGGAUACUGCGAAGUAUCUGGACCUAGCAUUACGUAAUAAGAAGUAGACCCCAGAAGAGAAAUGGGCAAAACUGGAGAUGUAUUGUAAAAGCGUCGAUGUAAAAAUAGGAGAAUAUGACAUCGACAAGUACUUGAAUGAACUUGGGGAUUUGCAGAUUUCCUAUCCGCCGUGCCAUCUGGAGAAGUUGAAGCUGAGGGGCGACACGCUGGGGUCGAUGUAUAAUGCCAACGGGGAAGCUAUUGAAGAAAGUGUUGCCAAUGUGGCCUCUGAUCAGAAGACAUCAGGAUCCGCGUCUGGAGCAGAGGGCAAGCCAGAUGGUGAAAGAGGUGCCGUAGAAUGAACGACACACUAUCGUUUUGUUAACUUUGGUCAUGUUUUGCUGUGAAUUAAUUUCUGUAUAUACAUUCUUUGGGCUCUUUAGGCCGCUAGUAUGUAGAUGAUUGUAAUAGAGCAAAUUAUCAAUACAAAUAGAACUUUGUUUCCUGUUGGUUGUCUUGGUGUGUGUACUGUAUGUGUUUUUUGUUGUUUAGGACUUAA